AUGGCGACCUCGAGCACUGCUGCCGCAUCAGCUUCUUCGGGCGGGAAGAGGGUGCCCAAGCCCAUCUCCGCACCUCGAAUAGGCGAUGUGUGGAUCUCACCUCCUCCUUCUCCUGCCGGGCAGGAAGAGCACUCGCAUCGACAAGGCAAUGUGCUCCCUUCUGAACAUAUCAACGAGGCUAAUGCCGCUGCUGCUAGAGCUCAGGCAGAGCUGGACAACAGUGCUAGGACGGCUUUAUCGCAGCGAGUAGCAGGGGGGCCAGGAGGAGGGGUGAUCCUGCGCAUCAAACGCAAGAGAGGUCAAGAGCCCGUGGAUUCGCUUCAGAUUGGACGCUUAUUGGAUGACGAGGAAGGGGAUGAGGUGCUAGAUGCAUCUGAGCAAGUGCGUGGUGCGGACGGGGAUGGGCAUCAAGGGCAAGGCAGGUCGAGAAAGAGACUAAGCAUCAUGAGAGGAGUGCAAGGGGAUGACAAGUUGCACGCUGGAUCGGAAACACAGAGUGGACUCAAGAGGACAUUCUCUAAUGGCACUUCUGCUUCUACGCUGCCUACGCCAAUAACGCAAAGUAGCAAGCGGUCCCAGAGUAAGUUUCAAGAGCAGUGGACGACUGUUAUCUGUGCAUACAUGCGCUUGUCCUGCCCCCCGCAGCCUCACUGACAUCCAUCCACCUCGGUCUCUCACAGCGUUCAGACUAGCCGAGACGGUGGACUUGCGACACUUUUCCGAUCCCGCACUGGCCAAGGACCUGUCUCGCCGUCUGGCCAACUUUUCUCCUCGAGCAUCCUCCCCGACACAGCGGCAGAGCUCUGUCGACGCAUCCGGAAGCGCAUCUAGUUCAGCAUCCCCAGCUCCUCGAGCUGCAGCAUCCAUCUCUACCAAGUCAACCUCGAAACCCGCCGCGGGCUCGCCUUUGCGCUUCCAGGUCAUACGCAAUGAAGCAGAGGCUGUAAGACGCGGUAGUAAGCGUGCGCAUGCAGAGGCCAUCUCCCCUGAUCAGAGCCCCUCACUGUCGAAGACCACUGCGCAAAAAGGCCGGAACAAUCUCUUGCAGAACGAUGCGGACAUGCCCGUCGAGGAUGUUGCCUCGUCUGCGCAAGCGUCAAAUUCGGUUCCUAGAAGCUCCAGCAGACAAAGUGUGAGGAGCAGGACAAGAGGGUGAGUGGCCAAGGACCACACGUCAGACUGGCUCCCAAUGGCUCUGACCGCGCCCGCUCUGCCCACCGACGCGCCGUCCGUUGAUCUGGUGCAGGCCGGGUCAGCUUACUGCUCUGCGCAGAAUGCGGAUCAUCGAUGCGAUCGCGAUUGACAGCCAGAGUUCUAGUCUCACGCGCAAACAGCGUCGAGAAAAGAGGCGCGCCAAGCAGGCGAGCGGAUUGCAUGCCCCAAGACAGUUGCAAGGCGAGAGCAGGUCGGGAACGGUCCAGAAAACGCGGGAGAGGGCCGAUGUGGAUGCGGAAAUGGAUGCGCUGGACCGCAAGUUUGCUGGUCUGCUCGGAGAUUAUUUGAAAGGUGCGUAGCCAGCGUAUCGACGCAGUUACGAACAUCGUGCAUCCCGAAAGACGCUGACCUCCAGCGCCUCUACUCUGUCGCGUUGCCGUUCGUCGCCUCUUUGACUCGAUCAGAAACACACCUGGAACCGCCUUCAGAUCUUGAAUCCAGCAUCUCUCGUCUUACACAUUCGGAAGGUGUACAGAGCAUGCCGAACGAGAAGUCUGUUCAAUCCAAUUCGGCUAGCGAUGCAGAGGAUUCUCAAAGCGACAUUGAUUCGGAUGAGGAUGACUACGUUUACGAUGUGUACUACAGAGAAUCGGCCAGCAUGAGCGGGAGCGAGCGAUGGGCUGAUUUGAGCAACGCGGGUGAUGGAAACAGCCGAGCAGGACUGAGUCCUGCGCCCGUUGCUGGUCACGCUUCGUCCCCGGCGCCCAUCGUCACUGGGCAGCCUGCUCAGCCGGAGAUGCAGCAUCUGUUCAAGCAGAGUGAUAAGAGUCAGGUGGCUACGCUGGAAGGGCUGAGAGCGGAAGAUCUGAUGGAAUGGCCCGACGAUGAGGAAGAGUAUGAUCUGAUCGACGUCAAGACGGGCGGACCGGAUAGUGCGGACGAGUGGGACGAGGGAGAGGAUGAGGAUAGCAAUGAUGAGGGAUUUUAUCGGUGAGUCAGGUUCGGGCAAGGGGCGAGAGAGGCAGUGAGAAAGCGUGUUGGAAACUUCUUCAUCGUGUUUGAUAUUCGAGGCUGACCUUUGAGCUGUUUCACAACCAUCACAACACGCAGAAAUGAUUAUCCAGAUAGAGACGUCGAUUCGGAAGAUGAGAUGGCGUGGGAUCAGGAUGAAGAUGAAGAUGACGAUGAUGAUUACUGA
Ceraceosorus bombacis is the source of this 2353-nucleotide messenger RNA. The record is from the annotation of a GenBank genome assembly. NCBI's taxonomy places the organism in Eukaryota, Fungi, Basidiomycota, Exobasidiomycetes, Ceraceosorales, Ceraceosoraceae.